AUGUCAUCCGAUUCAAUCUCAUUCAAAAAAUAUUCUAAAUCUGCUGUUGGUACAGAAACCCGUGGUAAAACAGCAUCAAAUCGUCUUCGACGAGUUGAUAAUUUCGUUACAAUGUAUUGUUGUGAUUUAAUUAUGAGUGAUGAACAUCUCUAUGUUGAUCUUGGUUAUGGUCAUCGACCAGUUACUACAUUAGAAAGUGCAAAACGUUUUAGACGAUAUAAUUCACAAUUAUCUAUAUUAGGUAUUGAAAUUGAUAAUAAACGUGUUCGAGAAGCUCAACAAUAUACUGAUCAUAGAACUUUUUUUCGACAAGGAGGAUUUAAUCUUCCAUUACAAACGAAUCUAACAACUGGUCAUAGAGAAACUGUUAAUCUUAUACGAGCUUUUAAUGUAUUAAGACAAUAUGAUUUAGAAUCUGAUUGUCGAGAUGCUCAUAUAUUAAUGUGUAAUUAUUUAAAUGUAAAUGGUAUUCUUAUUGAAGGUACAUCAGAUCCAUUCGGACGUAUUUGGAUAGCUAAUAUUAUACGUAAACAAAUAGAUUGUUCAUUAUCAAUUGAAGCCUUAGUAUUUAGUACAAAUUUUCGUGAUGGAUUUGAUAUAGGAUCAUUUCAACAAAUUUUACCAAAGAAUUUUAUUCAUCGUAUGACUGGAUCAAAUGAAAUGAUAUAUAAUUUUUUUGAAAAUUGGAAAAUAAGUUAUGAACAAAUAGGAAAAUCAAUGAAAGCUGUAUAUGGUAUUGGAAUACGACAACAAUUUAUAGUUACAGCAAAAUAUCUUGCAGAAGAAUAUGGGUAUAAUAUAAUUACGGAUAAGAAAUAUUUAAAAAAUGGAUUUUUAAUAUGGUUAUUAAAACCAGGAAGUAAAGGUGUUGAUCUUGAUCAAACCAUCUAUCGAACUGUAAACCAUAGGAAAUAA
This is a messenger RNA of Adineta steineri, 915 nucleotides long. The record is from the annotation of a GenBank genome assembly. Lineage: Eukaryota; Metazoa; Rotifera; Eurotatoria; Adinetida; Adinetidae.